AUGUCUCACCUUGAAGAAGCACUCCCGAUGUACACCGUCAGUGCGGUCACCGUGACCGACAGCCAGUCCGUGCAGGUUGCGCCCAGAAUGCCGCCCCACAGGCUCUUCUUCGCCCUCGGCCGCCUGCCCGCUUGGGCUGCCCCGCCCCAGCCGCCCCAGUACGAACGCCUCCCUUCGUCCGAGGACGACGUCGAGCUCAAGGACGUCCUACCUUCCCCGGCGACCGCGAGUGGCGCGCCCACUCCCGCCGUACCCAACGCAACUGUUACAGUGGUCUCCACGCCCGCCCCGACCGACUCCACCGGAAACCCCGCGCCCGCGCCACACUCCUGCGCCGCCGAAGCCGUCUACAACGCCGUGUACUACGCCCGCAUGCUCGUCUACCUCAUGCUCGUCGGCGCCGCCAUCUCGACCGUCGCCAGCCUCAUCGGCUUCGUGCUCUCCAUGGUCGCCGUCCUCGGCUUUGUGUCCCCCACGAACCGUCUCCCAGGUGACGCCGCUCUAAUCGCGUGCCUCGCCGGCGGGCCCAUCGUCGGCGCCCUCGCCGGCCUCGGCGGCUGGCUGCACCUCUGCGUCCUGCACCUCCUCGCCGCGCGCGCCAGCGCCCGCACAGCGCUCCCGACGUUCCAGCGCCUGCGCGCCGCGGACGAGAACGCGGCGGACAAGGAGGAGGUGCUGUACGUGAUGGGCGGCGCGGCGCUCGCGAGCGUGUUCGCGCUCGCCGUCGGGCUCUCGGUCGUGCCCGCGCUCGCGGCGGUCGCGCGCGAGGUCGGGUUCAGCGUCGGGCUGGCGCUGGGUGUGGGCGUGUGGGGCGCGACGGUGCCGUUCGUGCCGGCGAUCGUGGGUGCGGUGUUCACGACGCUGUCGGACUGCAACCCGGCGUCGGGCGCGGAGUGCAUGUGCUGCUGCCUGCACUAG
Trametes versicolor FP-101664 SS1 is the source of this 918-nucleotide messenger RNA. RefSeq lists its product as uncharacterized. NCBI's taxonomy places the organism in Eukaryota, Fungi, Basidiomycota, Agaricomycetes, Polyporales, Polyporaceae. The record is from RefSeq and is a predicted model, not a curated record. The coding region runs from base 1 to 918 and encodes 305 amino acids. The transcript has a single exon.